This is a messenger RNA of Sclerotinia borealis F-4128, 1359 nucleotides long. The record is from the annotation of a GenBank genome assembly. NCBI's taxonomy places the organism in Eukaryota, Fungi, Ascomycota, Leotiomycetes, Helotiales, Sclerotiniaceae.
AUGGCAGAUAUGGAUGAAGAUGCGCCUAUAAAUUCUCUUUACAAUCAAUCGAACGAAGAUAACGAAGAAGGUGAUGAGACCCAAGAUUUCCGCCUUCUCGCAUCCCUCAGUUCAAAGACAGGCUCAUUACCCAAACGCGGAGAGAAGGAUUUCGAACCCCACGGUACGAAACAACAAGAUGGUGUACUGGCUGCAUCGAGGCAGGCAAUGCAUGAUGCGCUCGAUUACACAAGAUUUCAUCUGCCAAAGGCGCAUAUAAGGGCUUUUUAUUAUGGGGAGGGUGUAGGAGAGGGGCUGGAGAGAGAUGAGCUAGUAGGUGAGGAGUGGAGGAAGGGUUUGGAGGCAGAUCAUAUUGUGGUGGUGGAGAGCCCUAGGGGACCACAUUUCAGGACAAUUGGGAGGGCGAAUGAGGGAAAACACAAGAGCAGUUUGUGGUUAUUACCCGAGGAGGCGCUAUAUCUAGUCGAGAGAGGAAAUCUAGACUUAUGGUGGCCGAACAAAUCUUCAUACAAUGGGGUCGAAGACGGGGAAAGUGAUAAGAGGGGAGAUUCUGGAGAUGAGGAUGAAGGCGCACCAAUGAGUUUACAGGCUGCAUAUGCUAUGCUUGUUGGUCUCGAUGGUGAGAGAGGAAAGAUCAGCUUAGAAAGGUACAAUGUUUAUGCCAAUCUGAAAAGAAAUGGAUAUGUUGUUACUAGAGGUCCAGAUUGGGAUCCAAGCAGUCCCGCCAAACCUUUUGAAUACGGACCCACGCCAGGAGAGUCAAAAGGUUUGUUCACCUGGCUUUUCGAUCUGUUCGCGAAAGACACAACACAUUCUCCACAUGGCCCAUUGGUACAACCAGGUCUACACAGAUCUUACGAUUCUAUUUACCGCCAAAUGGCCAUAAUACCCCGAUACAAACCGUCUCCAAUACCUGAUGAAUCCUCCAAACCUCCGUCUCAUCCAUUUCGCGUUUGCUUUCAUAUCUGGAAGCCAAGUAGCAUCCCUACAUUCGCCAAAACAAACCCAGGUUCCCCAGAUUUCCGUAUAGCGGUCGUGGAUGCGAGAGAGACCUUUGUGCCUACCUUACCAGAGGUAGUAUCGCUAUUUGAUAGCUCGCCUUGGGAUGCACCGGGAAAGAGCAUGGAGGGCCCGAACAAAGUGUACAACAGGAUCAGACAUGGGUAUAGGAAUGUAAUUCUAGCAGUCAAUGAUCAGGGAAUCAUCAGCUAUCUGAGGAUGGGAGAUUGUGCGUUUGGGGAAGAGAAAUUGUAUGAGAGAUUUGACGAGGGCAAUUCACGAGGUAACAAGAGAGGUGGAAGACGGGGGAGAGGUGGUGGCAGGGGUAGAGGCAGAGGUAGAGGUCGAGGUGGGAAUUGA